Molecule: messenger RNA, 1098 nt
Organism: Aaosphaeria arxii CBS 175.79
Lineage: Eukaryota; Fungi; Ascomycota; Dothideomycetes; Pleosporales
Exons: 1
Coding region: 175-696 (173 amino acids)
Source: RefSeq, a predicted model, not a curated record
AUCCCACAAGGUCAAAAAUAAUCCACAGUUAUCACUGUAGUCACUCAUUUACCAAUUCAGCUACUUAGCUACCACACUCUUUGAAUCUUCUUUUCCAUUCUCAACUUCAACUUCAACCUCACCCUCUCACCACAAUAAACACUUCCAAACCUCUCAACAACCACCACCCUCAAAAUGAAGUUCUUCGCCGUCACCAUUGCCGCGCUCGUCGCCACCGUCGCUGCCAACAGCUACGAGACCUGCAAGGUCGUGACCGUCACCCAGACCAUCACCACCGGCGGCUACCCAGCCCACACUCCCUCCGGCCCAGGACCCGUUGGCCCAACCGCCCCAGCUCCCUACCCCGUCACCUCUGGAGCUCCCUACCCAUCUGCUCCCUACCCAUCCGCUCCCUACCCAUCCGCUCCCGCCCCAGUCCCCUCUGGCACCGGCUACCCCGUCGUGCCCGGCGUCCCCGGCACCGGCUACCCCAUCGUCCCCGUCGUCCCUGGCACCGGCUACCCAGCACCUCCCCCCGCCGGCACCGGAUACCCUCACGUCCCUCCCCCCGCCGCCGGAACCGGCUACCCAGCUCCCUCCGGCACCGGAUACCCCGUCAAGCCCUCGCAGCCCGCUGAGUUCACCGGCGCCGCCGCUGGCCUCAAGGUCGGCGGCGCUCUCGCUGGUGUCGGCGCCUUCGCUGCUUUCUUCUUGUAAAUCAACAUCGGAUUUCGAUCGUGAGUGAGUGAGUUGACGUCACGGGGUGACUGCUGCUCGCUCGCUCGUGCUUCUUUUCUUUUCUUGAAAUGAAAUCGGACGAUUCCUCUGUUUUGUUUUGCAAGCGAGAUACCAGAUACCACUUUACAUACAUUCACCGGCGUACCAUACGUCCAUCAUCAAUCAUGGGGUUUCGACGGGGGAGGCGGGCUUUUCAAGGGGCAGGUUCUUUGGAGAUGGAAUAUCGAACUAUUGUUCUUAAUUUGUAAUGGAUGAACGGAAGGCCCCCUCCCACAGUUGAAGUUCAGUGAUAGUGAUGGAAAAGGAAAGGAACACUUUAUACCCCCCCCGGAUCUGCUGGAGAUGGGUUCCUUUCGUGUGCGAUGAUUAACAAUCAAAACU